Molecule: messenger RNA, 1616 nt
Organism: Otolemur garnettii (small-eared galago)
Lineage: Eukaryota; Metazoa; Chordata; Mammalia; Primates; Galagidae
Gene: OAS1
Product: 2'-5'-oligoadenylate synthetase 1
Exons: 6
Coding region: 299-1489 (396 amino acids)
Biological process (GO): negative regulation of viral genome replication; regulation of ribonuclease activity; defense response to virus
Cellular component (GO): membrane; nucleoplasm; cytosol
Molecular function (GO): 2'-5'-oligoadenylate synthetase activity; double-stranded RNA binding
Source: RefSeq, a predicted model, not a curated record
GCUGGUAAUGCAAUUCUCUCCUGGGAGCUGGGGGAUGUUUGAUUUGCUAAAAGAGCCAGGCUUCGGGGCUCACACCCCUGAUCCUAGCACUCUGGGAGGCGGAGGCAGACGGAUUGCUUGAGCACAUGAGUUUGAGGUUGCUGACAGCUAUGAGCACUCUAGAAAAAAAUAAAUAAAUAAAAAGAAAAGGCAAAGUCACCGGGGAGUAGCUCCACCCUGCCAAGAAAACGAAACCAGGCUGUCAGAUCUCGGGAGGUAGUUCUGCUCCCACUGGCUCUCCUGUCCCUGUUCAAGUACCAUGAUGGAUCUCAGAUGUACUCAAGCCAGGCAUCUGGACAAGUUCAUUGAAGACUAUCUCCUGCCAGACACACGUUUCCGCAAGCAAGUCAAAUUAGCCAUCAAGAUCAUGGGUGAUUUCUUAAAGGAAAGGUGUUUCCGAGAUACCUACCACUCUGUGCGGGUGUCAAAGGUGGUGAAGGGUGGCUCCUCAGGCAAAGGCACUGCUCUCAGAGGCCGAUCUGACGCUGAUCUGGUUGUCUUCCUCAGUCCUCUUAAAAGUUUUCGGGAUCAGUUAAAUAUCCGGAGAGAGUACAUUGAGGAAAUUAGGAACCAGCUGCAAGCCUGUCAAAGAGAGGAAAUAUUUGGUGUGGAGUUUCAGGUCCACGAUCAAAUGUGGGGCAACCCUCGAGUACUUAGCUUCGUGCUGUAUUCACCACGGCUCCACGAGGGUGUGGAGUUUGAUGUGUUGCCAGCCUUUGAUGCCUUGGGUCAGUGGACCGAAGGCUAUAGACCUGACCCCCAAAUCUACGUCAAGCUCAUUCGGGAGUGCAUCGACCUGGAGAGAGAGGGCGAGUUCUCCACCUGCUUCACGGAGUUGCAGCGAGCCUUCUUGAAGACACGUGCAACAAAGCUGAAGAGCCUCAUCCGCCUAGUCAAGCACUGGUACCAAAUGUGUAAGGACAAGCUUAAGAAGCCCCUGCCACAGAAGUAUGCCCUGGAGCUCCUGACGGUCUAUGCCUGGGAGGAAGGGUGCAAGAAAACAGAGUUCAUCACAGCCCAAGGAUUUCAGACCGUCUUGGAGUUAGUUAUGAACUAUGAGCAGCUUUGCAUCUACUGGACAGAGUAUUAUGACUUUGAGACCCCAUAUAUUAGAGACUAUCUCAAAAAGCAGCUCAGGAAACCCAGGCCUGUGAUUCUGGACCCAGCUGACCCUACAGGAAACGUGGGUGGUGGAGACCCAGCGCGCUGGGAGCGGCUGGCGCAAGAAGCUGCAGUCUGGCUGAGUUACCCGUGCUUUGAGAAACGGGAUGGGUCUCCAGUGGGGUCCUGGAAUGUAUCGCCUCGAAGAGACGAUGAGUACUCUGAGAUCUAUGCUCCCAGGAUGUAUCAAAACUGCCCUUACUUUAUAACAUCUCAAGGCCCUGAUAUCUCGCCCCAGGUAGUAUCCAGUCCACAGGAGGAAGAGAACUGGUCAUGCACCAUAUUGUAGCCUCUGCACAUCCCAGGGGCAAGAGCUCCAGAGUCAUCUGGACCAGACCCCUUAUUUCCAGGUGGGAUCCUUGAUCCAGAGAAGGUGGGGGACCUCCCCACGGUCCUCAGGAAGUCGGUGUAUGAUC